AUGGCUCAAAAAAAUUGUAAAUUCCAAACAGAUACGGCUAUCAGUAAAUAUAAUCGUAAAAACCAUAAACGCGAUGAAGUUCUGGACGUGUGGGUAUCGUUGUCUAGAAAUGAUGAUGAUAUGAGGCGAUUUGAGAUUAUAGAUUCUGGAAGUAAUAAUGAUAAUGGUUGGGAUGUAAAUGAUAUGUUUAAACGAAAUGAAAUAAAAUAUGGUGUCAAAUCAACAUUUGAUGAAUCAUUAAAAGAUUAUACGACUGAAAUAAACAGAGAUGCAUCAGAUUUCAAGGAACUAGAAGUAAAAGCUGCUCAUUUGGCAAAGGAAAUUCAGAGGAACGCGAUUUCCCAAAAAAGAGCCGAAUUGGAAAAUUGCGACGAAGAGGAAAUUUUUACUGCUGAUUUACGAAAAAACGACAGUCGAAAUAAUGAAUUACAAAGUCCGGAAUCUCAACAGUAUUAUAGUAAUCAUCGUUAUUCUCAAAAAAUUCAAAAUAAUCGAUUCAAAUAUUCAAAAACUCCUAUGAACGAAUGGCAGAAAUUUGUUUGUAGUUUAGAAACCAAAAAUGUUCAUCGAAACCAUGGACGAUAUAUUCAAAAUUACGAUAUUUUAAACGCAUCUACACCACCCCAAUACCAAGGCGAAAAUAAUAAUGGCCAUUCAGUUGUUAAUCAUAUACCUCCUGCCAUCGUGAUUGAUAACAAUAAUAAAUGUAAUCAUCUUAGUAAUCAUCGUUAUUCUCAAAAAAUUCAAAAUAAUCGAUACAAAUAUUCAAAAACUCCUAUGAACGAAUGGCAGAAAUUUGUUGCUGGUUUAGAAACCAAAAAUGUUCAUCAAGUUGUACACGAUCUGAAUGAAAAAGUUGGUAUUUCUAGAUGUAUAACAAACACUGAACAACUUGAUAUCGUGAUGUCUUGUCCAGAGGUUGGAUCUCAGAUAAUAGUUUCCUCUGAUAAAUGUGAUCCAAAAAGUGAAAUACCACCGGUUCCUAUUAGUGAUGAUGACAAAAAUGAUCUCGAAAAAAUCAGUACGGGUGUUACUGAUAUACAAAUUCAAGAACACAAAGAUGAAUCUCUAUUAUUCUUAAAUUAUGACUUACAAAGUAAUGAAAAUGAAAAUAUUGUCGUAGACAAAAUUCAAGAAAACGAUGUAGAACAAUCCAUUAUUGAUUGUCAUAAUGGUGACUUAAUAAUCCAAAACAAUCCUACUAAUCAGUCGAGUUUGGAUAUUUUUUCUCCAACAUUAAAUGAACCACCAUACGGAAAAUCAAUUACCACCUACAACAUCAUCAUACAACGUCGUCAUGCCAGCUUUGAUACUAACCCCAGUAUACCAUCAACAGGCGGUUCCAUUUGCAAUAAUGCAACCUAG
Molecule: messenger RNA, 1365 nt
Organism: Sipha flava (yellow sugarcane aphid)
Lineage: Eukaryota; Metazoa; Arthropoda; Insecta; Hemiptera; Aphididae
Exons: 8
Coding region: 1-1365 (454 amino acids)
Biological process (GO): cytoplasmic stress granule assembly
Cellular component (GO): cytoplasmic stress granule
Molecular function (GO): RNA binding
Source: RefSeq, a predicted model, not a curated record